CGCGGCUUCCUCCGGGAGAGAGCGAUGGCGAUGUUAAUAUCGCCACCGGCCCGGUCCCCGGUUCACGUAGUGUGGGCCGCUGGAUGACCGCAGGGUCCUAGCGCCUGUUUUGUCAGCAAAGAACAUGGAUUCAUCUGAAGUGGAAUUUGGGGCAUCAACAGCAGAUAAUGCUGCUGAGUCUCCAGUGGCAGUGGAAGAAUCAUUCUUCAGUAUGUUGGACAUCUUUCUGUUCUCCCUUAUUGCUGGGUUUACAAUCUACUGGUUUUUCUUCAGAAAGAAAAAAGUGGAAAUCCCAGACUACAGAACAAUCCAGCCACAGGUACCAACAAUACAGGAAACCAGUUUCAUUGAAAAGAUGAAGAAAACAGGAAAAAACAUAGUUGUGUUUUACGGCUCUCAAACAGGAACAGCGGAAGAGUUUGCAAACAGACUGUCAAAGGAUGCUCAGCGGUAUGGGAUGCGAGGAAUGGCUACUGAUCCAGAGGAAUAUGAUAUGUCUGAACUAAAUCGACUUACAGAAAUAGAGAACUCCCUGGCGACUUUUUGCAUGGCUACAUAUGGCGAAGGUGAUCCCACUGACAAUGCACAAGACUUCUAUGACUGGAUGCAAGAGACUGAUAUCAAUCUAUCUGGUGUGAAAUAUGCAGUCUUUGGACUUGGUAAUAAAACUUAUGAACACUUUAAUGCGAUGGGCAAGUAUGUAAACAAGAGAUUGGAACAGCUGGGAGCAGAAAGGAUCUUUGAACUGGGUCUGGGAGAUGACGAUGGCAACUUGGAGGAGGAUUUCAUCAUGUGGCGUGAGCAAUUCUGGCCAGCAGUGUGUGAGCAUUUUGGAGUGGAAGCCACUGGUGACGAUUCCAGCAUCCGUCAAUAUGAACUAGAGGUGCAUAACGACAUUAACAUGAAUAAAGUCUAUACUGGAGAGAUGGGACGUCUGAAAGCUUAUGAAACUCAGAAACCGCCUUAUGAUGCAAAGAAUCCAUUUUUGGCAUCUGUGACCGUGAACCGGAAAUUGAACAAAGGAGGAGAACGGCACCUCAUGCACCUCGAGCUGAACAUCACUGGUUCAAAGAUUAGGUAUGAAAGUGGAGAUCACGUGGCUGUGUUCCCCGUGAAUGAUUCGACAAUCGUUAGUGAGAUUGGCAAAAUAUUAAACGCAGACCUAGAUGUAAUAUUUUCCUUAAAAAAUCUUGAUGAGGAGUCCAAUAAGAAGCACCCAUUCCCCUGUCCAACUACGUACCGAACAGCUUUGUCAUAUUAUCUAGAUAUCACCAAUCCUCCACGCACUAAUGUUCUCUAUGAACUGGCCCAGUAUGCAACGGAUCCCAAAGAGCAAGAAUUUCUUCGAAAAAUGGCUUCAUCCUCUCCUGAAGGAAAGUCGCAAUACCUCAAGUGGGUAGUGGAAGACAGGAGGAACAUUCUGGCCAUCUUACAAGAUUUGCAGUCUCUCCGCCCACCUAUCGAUCAUUUGUGUGAGCUGUUGCCACGGUUACAGGCUCGUUAUUAUUCUAUUGCUUCAUCUUCAAAGGUUCGUCCUGAUUCCAUUCAUAUUUGUGCAGUUGUGGUGGAAUAUAUGUCUAAAGCAGGUCGCAUCAACAGGGGUGUAGCAACAACCUGGCUGCGUGACAAAAUCCCAACUGAUAAUGAUCACAAACCCACUGUCCCAAUGUACGUGCGGAAGUCUCAGUUCAGGCUGCCUUACAAACCCAGCACACCAGUCCUCAUGAUUGGACCUGGCACUGGCAUCGCUCCCUUCGUUGGGUUUAUUCAGGAGCGGGCAUGGCUGAAGCAGCAAGGGAAGGAAGUUGGAGAGACUGUGUUGUACUACGGCUGUCGUUAUCAGAAUGAGGAUUAUUUAUAUCAGGAAGAGCUGGAGCAGUAUCAGAAGGACGGUAUCCUUACUCAGCUUAAUGUAGCAUUCUCCAGAGACCAGGCAGAGAAGGUUUAUGUCCAACAUUUGCUGAAGAAAAAUAAAGAACACGUGUGGAACCUAAUCCAGAAGGAGGGUGCCCAUAUCUACAUCUGUGGUGAUGCAAAGAACAUGGCAAGGGAUGUCCAAAAUAUGUUCUACAGCAUUGUCGCUGAACUGGGAGAAAUGACACAUGAGCAGGCUGUUGAUUAUGUGAAGAAACUGAUGACAAAAGGCCGUUAUUCUUCUGACGUCUGGAGUUAAACUGGAAGUGGGGGUAGUAAGCUUCCAGUGAUGUAUUAUGCACCUAUCUGCUCAUUGAUGGGUGAAUUAAUUAUCAGCAAUUCCCAGCUAAUGACCUCCACUAGUCAAUGCAAGAGAUUUGUAGAGUUAAACAACGAGGCAAUGAUUCUUUUUAUAUGGAAAAAAAAAUCCAAAAAUGUCCUUUAACUGUUUGUGGGAAAUAACUUUGCUUUAUUUUAAAUACUCUACCCCAGAAUUGAUACUAAAAUUUUACUUUAGAAACUUUCCAUUGCUGCCUUUUUAAAUCCCAAUAACCUUUUCCAGAAGAAUCCUUUACGAUAGCAGUUGCCUAAAAGGUCAGUUGUAGCACACCAAAUCGCUGAACUUUUACCCAGCACCUAUUAUUUAUCUUUGUAACUUUUUAAACAUCAACUAUAUUUCAGGAAAAUUUUGGGUUGGAACUUUGAGAACAACACCAUCUUUUAUAUGGAACAAUUUUGUGACCGGAACAAUUUUGUGACCUGAUCAAUUUUUUUUUUGGUGGAACUCGCAAUUGCUGCCUUGACAUCUUUUUGAUUCACAAAGCCUCAAUUUUUGAGAGGAAAGCGGGGUGGGUGAAUGCUGGGUGAGUGGUGUGGGUGAAGGUGUUGGGAAUGCAUUGAACUCUGAGCCUUCUGCAUUCAUUGAGUUCAAAAUGCAUGCAACUUAAUAGUCUGCAAAACUUUUUAACACUUAGUUAAAAAAAAAGUCCUGUACCUGUAAGAUGUUAAAAUACACUGUACUUUGCUCUAGUGAUUUUAUAUCUAACUUACAGACAGGGAUGUAAAAUUGUUGCCUCUGAUGAACCGUUCACUGUUGAGUCUUCUCUGUGACUUGAUAAGAAUUUGGAAUUUUGUCAUCUUGGCUUAACGUUUUAUGAAGCAAGGGUUUGUAAAUUAAACAGUAGCAAAGUCUGAAAUUUAAACUGGAGCCCCUGUAUCUGGGAAUGUACUUAUAGUCACCUUUUGGCACAGAUUGGCUGUUAUGAAUCUCUAAAUAUUAGACUGCACUGUCAGCUUGACAUGUUGCAGAGUGAAUAAAAAGGGGAUUGUGAGGCUGCAUCAUUUUAUUAACAGAAGUUUGCAUUUAGCAUCAUAGCAGUGAAACAGAGACCCCUCUGACUUUGUUUUCACCUCUCCAUCUCCUCACGUUACAGAAAAUAAAAUUGUUGGCAAACCACAGCUACAUCUCAAAUUUUGUGUUUUGGUAAAGUUCUACAUCUUUAAUCGGCCAAAGCUGCUGCCAGAUCAGCAUGUUUUCAAAAUACAUUUUAUUGUUAUAUUGUUGCUCAUACCAGGUACAUAAUGGAACAUUGGUGAGCGUAUCAAGAAAGACAGUGACUGUAAAAGUUUUCAUUGCACUGUGGUCUUUUUAGACAGUUUGUUUUUAACAAUUGCAGCCCAAAGCAAACUGAUGAUGAAAAUGUCCCAUUUUAACAUCACCUUUUCCCCUUGUUAUCAGCAGUGGAGGGACAGAUAGGUGACCUGCCAUUGAACCUCUACAAGUAUCAUUUGUGAACCAAUCAUUGGGAUAUCUGAGACAUUGAUAGAAAUAACUGUUUUUCUCUUUGCUCUCUCAUUGAAAAGUGUCUCACCAUUGCUCAGCCCUUCCACUGAGUCUGAAUUUGCAUUAAUAUAUUACACAUUGUCCUGGUGGCCAAAGUAGUGAGGAGGUGACCUUCAAAAACCCUUGUAGUCUCAUCUUUUAGUUUUAUGCAUAAACCCCUACCCCAAUAAGAUCUCAUUAGGUCCAAAAGGAAAUAAAUCCUCGAGUGACCGAUUUUGGAGCCUUUUAAAGCUACGAAUGAUGUUAAUUUAACCUGAAAGUGUAACUGAUAUUUCAGGCAGCAGAUGAAAUCACUGGGAAAUGAAAGUUCUGAAGAUAUCUAGAGACUGAAAUGGUAAUUGUCAGUCUUUGUUCCUGUAAUUCACAUAGCAAUGACUCAGAAUCACUGUAUAACUGAUCAAAUAGGGAUUUUACAACAAAAUUAUGACGUCUGUCAUCACAGAAGGAAGCACUUUCAAUGUUUUAGGAUCAGUGGAGUUGCAUUUGCAAUUUGCCAAUGUAACCGUGUCCCCUCAGUCAGUGAUAUUUUCCCCUGAAUUUCUUUCUGCUAUGCAUGGCCAGAAUGUUGCAUUACACAGUCCCUUUUAGAGUUGAUGCACAGCGACACCCAUCUUAAAGGGAUUGUUGUUUCCGUGUAGCCUGUCUGCACCCUGCACAGCAUAUUUCUGAUUCUUGUGUGGCUGGUUAACCUAGUUGGGAAUAUUGAUUAGCUUUUAACUUCUAAAUUUCCCCCAUUUUGUUCCAGCUGAGCACCUUAUCAUUCCCUGCUAGCCUGCAUUUAAAAAAGGUAAAUCACUACAUGCAGACUUAAGUCAUUGCUUAGUGACUAAGAGGAUUCAUGCUGCUUUUGUAGGGGGUUUUGUUUUUUCGUUCAUGGGAUGUGGGUGUCGCUGGCCAGACCAGCAUUUAUCUCCCAAACCUAAUUGCUCAGAGGGCAGUUAAGAGUCGGCCAUGUUGCUGUGGGUCUGGAGUCGUAUGUAGGCCAGACCAGGUAAGGAUGGCAGAUUUCCUUCCCUAAAGGAUAUCAGUGAACCAGUUGGAUUUGGAUUAAACAGCAAGUAUUUGUCUUGCAAUAAAAUUUGGCAUUGUCAUGUGAUUUGCAUUAAUGAUCUUUUUAAAAAGCUGUUUAGAUGGCCUUUCUAUGCGCAGAGUAGCAGGAUCUUACUCUGCACUGUACUAGCAAUUCAUUAGAUGUCUGGAAAUACAUUCAGAUUCUGCCUGACCUGCUGAGAGAGGAAUGUUUUGAAUUUAAUAGCUAUUUAGAUAUAAAAUGGUCAAUAGAAGGUUAUCUGUUUGUAAAAAGAAAUGGCAAGGGGAAGUGCAAUUUUUUAACCUGUGGCUUUUGCCUAUUUACAAGCAACACCUACUAAACGUUAAAGUUUUAUUUUGAAAGGAGAAAAGGAUCAACUUUUUCAAAAACACAAGUAGUAGUGGAUGUAGUCACUCUCUGACCAGUUUCAAUGUGGGCGUGGCAACUGAACAGGCCCAGAAAUAAAAAUGGCAGCCAAGUUCUGAGGAGAUGGUAGUUUCAUGGACCAUAUUCAGUUUAAGCAAAUUGAAUUUGCAAAGAGAGCAGAUUUCAUCGUUGUUUAAAGUAGCUGGGUGUAGCUGGCAUGACAUUGUAAGAGCAGAAGUCUGUCUUUUUACAUAACAGACCAGUCCAGGUGAAGUUAUCCUGCCUGCACUUUGAAGGGACUGUGCGUCUUAGUGACUAGUAAGAGUUGAAAGGAAUGUAGAAAGAUGCAUUAGGGACUGGAAAUCAGCAGCAGACCCAGGAUAAUUAGUGACAAGAUUUUAUCCUAUUUAAAAGCUCUUUAAAGUCAAAUUAGUAUCCUUUUUACAAAAGGACCAAAAGCCAAGUUAUUGAAACUUUUAAGCAUAUGGAUGUAUCAGGAGAAGUAAAUCCACUUGAUCUGGGCAAGUUAGCAGGGAAAUAUCUCCAGACAGUUGGAGAGAAAGUUGGGAAAUUGCCUCCUGCCAGUGAAAAGGUUUGUCCAAGUACAGGAUGGGGCAAGCCUGUCAUACUUUAAAAAUGAUCAACAGGAAGUCUUUCAUCUCGACUGUAAAACAAACUGUGGGAUAUAGCAGGAAUGCAAUGCAUUCAGAAGCCCUGUGACCUUAAUUGCAUAGCCUCUUCAUUACUCACUGAGGUGCAGGUUGUAGAUAACCUACUCAUCUUAAGUUGAAUAUAGAUACAUUCAUAUAUUUGUUAAACUUUUGUAUUUGAGUUGGUUAGAUUUAUUCCUCUGCCUUAAUUGAAAAAUGUGAAUUGUAACAACCCAGUGAAUAUUCAUUACUAGAGUAUCAGAGUUUACAACAUCUGUUUAAAUUAGACCAGUCCCAAACUAAACCAAAACCAGGAGGGCCUGCCAGUCCAUACACUCGAUGGAUUGUCAAACUUGGGCUAUAUGCACCCUGCAGUUCAACCCUGGUGCUUCUGUGUGUGCUUCUGUGUUAGUUUUAGUUUUGUACAUCCAAUGAUUAGGAAAGGACUGCUUUUCAAACCAUUGCUAUUGAAUCAGCACCCAAGAUAUUGAUAAAUAAACGAGAGCUGAGAUAUAAACUUUAUGUAACAGCCAUGAGGGUAGUGAAAAGCUGAAGGAAGGGCAUCCCCGACCUUUCACCAUCUAGAUUAAAGGAGAGUUGGUACAACAGCUGCCAGCCUGACUAGCUGUACUUGGUAUUGCAACAAAAACAAAUCACACUGAAAAAUAAUGAGAGUUUACUGAGGCUGUAAGUUCUUUACCUCCUUUAAAUUGGAUGCACAUCACUUCAUACACUGCCUUGCUAUUAAGCAAAUGCCAGGUAUGCUGCUGUCGCUGACUGAUUCACUCUGUAUUCCCCAUGAAAAGGCCAUGGCUAGUUGCUCAGUUGAUGUAUUUUCUGCAAUGCAGUGCAAUAUAUACCGUAUAUUUAAAGGUACCAAUUGGAUUGACAGGGUGAGUGUGCCUGAUGCAUGUGAUGUAACUGUUCCUUCUGCUAAUUGAAAGUCAUAUUACUAACUGAAAGGUCUGGGGAAUCUGCACAAGGCCAGGCUGCUUCCUAAUUUCUACUUUCUUAAAAGCGUUCAGUUGUGAAUGCUAUAUGGCUGUUAAGUGUGCUGCCAUUUGGAAGAUGUAUAUAUGUCAAAUGCACUGUUGUCUCAGUAGUUCUAUAGGUAAUGUGAAAUUCUCAAUUACAUUAAUUUUUCUAUAGGAAGGUUCUAAUUCAUGUAAUAAUCACCAGGAGUUUUUAAUGAAGGUAAAUUGCAAUGUGAUACAAAGCAAGGGAACAUUUGGCUUGAGAUUAUACAGGUGAGCCCAUCUCAAAUUUUCUGAUCUGUUGCAGGGAAUACUUCGUGCUCUCUCUCUGUUUCCCUGAUUUCAGUUUUCACUUGUCUUGUUCUGAAUAGCCUAACAGUAUCUUGUUCAAUGUCUGUACAUCUAUCAUGUAAUUUGUCUCUGAAAACAUUAAAAGAAUUACAGAAAUCCAGA
Molecule: messenger RNA, 7230 nt
Organism: Rhincodon typus (whale shark)
Lineage: Eukaryota; Metazoa; Chordata; Chondrichthyes; Orectolobiformes; Rhincodontidae
Product: NADPH--cytochrome P450 reductase
Exons: 16
Coding region: 125-2173 (682 amino acids)
Biological process (GO): response to hormone
Cellular component (GO): cytosol
Molecular function (GO): flavin adenine dinucleotide binding; NADPH-hemoprotein reductase activity; FMN binding
Source: RefSeq, a predicted model, not a curated record